AUGAGGGUGAACAAGAAGUACUCCUGUCUGCCUGCUGAGGAGAAGGGCAUCCACAUCAUCAACAUCCGAGCCAUCGAGGACAUCGGCUACGACCAGCACGAGAGCACGUUAUUAAAUUCCCUAUCCAAAAACCCGGAUGCUGACUGCAAAUACGGGCUGUACUUCAGAGAUGGCAAGAGGAAGGUGGACUACAUCCUGGUUUACCACUACAAGAAGUCCUCAGCCGGGAGGACUCUGGCCAGGAGACCUCAGCAGAACGAUGCCAGUGUCCGAAGCACCAGGCAGGACCAGCCCCUCCCUGGGAAGGGGGUGCAGCUGGAGAUGGGGGACACUGAGCCUCACAUGGAUUACCACGAGGACGACAAGAGGUUCCGCAGGGAGGAGUACGAGGGGAACCUCGUGGAGGCCGGGCUGGAGCUGGAACGUGAUGAAGAUACCAAAAUCCAUGGGAUUGGAUUUGUAAAAAUACAUGCACCAUGGAAUGUAUUGUGUCGAGAGGCAGAAUUCCUUAAGCUCAAGAUGCCCACGAAAAAGAUGUAUCAGAUCAACCAGACCCACGGCCUCCUGAAAAAGAUUAAUUCUGUGAUUCAAAAAAUAACGGAGCCCAUCCAGCCCAAAGUAGCAGAGCACAAACCUCAGACGGUGAAGCGCCUCUCCUACCCCUUCUCCAGAGAGAAGCAGCACUUAUUUGAUUUGUCUGACAAAGAUUCCUUCUUCGACAGUAAAACAAGAAGCACUAUAGUUUAUGAAAUAUUGAAAAGAACGACGUGUACCAAAGCAAAAUAUAGCAUGGGGAAAGGAGAGGGAAGAAAGAAGGAAACUGCCCUUUUAAAUAAAAGACGAAAAUGUGGUAAAUAUGGGAUCACCAGCCUGCUUGCCAAUGGAGUUUACAGUGCUGCAUAUCCUCUGCAUGACGGUGACUAUGAAGGUGAAAAUGUGGAGCCCAAUGACAGAAAACUCCUGUGUGAGGAGUGGGCGAGCUAUGGAGUGUUUUAUAAGUACCAGCCCAUCGACCUGGUGAGAAAAUACUUUGGAGAGAAGAUCGGGCUAUAUUUUGCCUGGCUGGGAGUUUAUACUCAAAUGCUCAUUCCAGCUUCAAUUGUAGGGAUUAUCGUUUUCCUCUAUGGCUGUGCUACUGUGGAUGAGAAUAUACCCAGUAUGGAGAUGUGUGACCAGAGAAACAACAUCACCAUGUGUCCCCUGUGUGACAAAACAUGCAGUUACUGGAAGAUGAGCUCUGCUUGUGCCACUGCCCGUGCAAGUCAUCUGUUUGAUAACCCUGCAACUGUCUUCUUCUCAGUCUUCAUGGCUCUCUGGGCUGCCACCUUUAUGGAGCACUGGAAGAGAAAACAGAUGCGCCUCAACUACAGGUGGGACCUGACUGGGUUUGAAGAGGAGGAGGAGGCAGUCAAGGACCAUCCAAGAGCAGAAUAUGAAGCAAAAGUUUUAGAAAAAUCAUUGAGAAAAGAACACAAACAUAAAGAGAAGCACCGAUAUUUUCCAGAAGAGACAGCAAACAAAUGGAGACAAAGAGUUAAGAAAGUCAUGGCUGGGGUGAAAUUGACGGAUAAAGAGAAGCUGACAUGGAAGGACCGUUUUCCAGCCUAUUUAACCAAUUUUGUUGGCAUCAUCUUCAUGGUUGGGCUGACGUUCGCCAUCGUGUUCGGGGUGAUCAUCUACAGGAUCUCCACGGCCGCCGCCCUGGCCAUCAGCUCCACCCCCUCGGGGCGCUCCAGCGUCCGCGUCACCGUCACCGCCACCGCCGUCAUCAUCAACCUGGUGGUCAUCAUCAUCCUGGACGAGGUGUACGGCUGCAUCGCCAGGUGGCUCACGCAGAUCGAGGUACCAAAGACCGACAAGAACUUCGAGGAGCGGCUGAUUUUCAAGGCUUUCCUGCUGAAGUUUGUCAACGCCUACACCCCCAUUUUCUACGUGGCUUUCUUCAAAGGCCGAUUUGUUGGACGUCCAGGGGACUACGUCUACAUUUUCCAUUCCUUCCGAAUGGAAGAGUGUGCCCCAGGAGGUUGCCUAAUGGAGUUGUGUAUCCAACUCAGUAUUAUCAUGUUGGGCAAGCAGCUGAUCCAGAACAAUUUGUUUGAGAUUGGCAUCCCAAAAAUGAAGAAGUUUAUACGAUACCUGAAAUUGAAGCGUCGGCGUUCUCUAGACCAUGAAGAGCACAUGAAGAAAAAGCAGCGCUAUGAAGUGGACUAUAACCUCGAGCCUUUUGCUGGACUCACCCCUGAGUACAUGGAAAUGAUUAUCCAGUUUGGGUUUGUAACUUUGUUUGUUGCCUCCUUCCCACUGGCACCUUUGUUUGCUUUAUUGAACAACAUCAUUGAAAUCCGUCUGGAUGCCAAAAAAUUUGUUACUGAGCUGAGGAGACCGGUAGCAGUGAGAGCAAAGGAUAUAGGAAUCUGGUAUAAUAUCCUCAGAGGUAUUGGAAAGCUUGCUGUCAUCAUAAAUGCAUUUGUGAUCUCAUUCACAUCCGACUUCAUUCCACGCCUCGUGUACCUGUACAUGUACAGUGAGAAUGGCACCAUGCAUGGCUUCGUCAACCAUACACUAUCCUCUUUUAAUGUCAGCGAUUUCCAAGCAGGAACAGCUCCCAACGACCCCCUGGAUCUUGGCUACGAGGUUCAGAUAUGCAGGUACAAAGAUUAUAGAGAACCCCCCUGGUCUGAAAACAAAUAUGACAUUUCAAAGGAUUUCUGGGCUGUCCUAGCAGCAAGAUUGGCAUUUGUGAUAGUUUUCCAGAACUUGGUCAUGUUCAUGAGUGAAUUUGUUGACUGGAUUAUCCCAGACAUUCCCAAGGACAUUAGUCAGCAGAUUCACAAGGAGAAGGUUCUCAUGGUGGAGGUCUUCAUGAGGGAAGAGCAAGGCAAGCUGCAGAUGCUGGAAACCUGGAAAGACAAGGACAAGAGAAAAGGGGAAAACUGCAACAACCACAGCCCCAGGCUCUCGAGGAGCCGCAGUGGGAGCUUGUCCUCCUGCCAUUCCUAUCCUCUGGACGUUUAG
Molecule: messenger RNA, 3015 nt
Organism: Agelaius phoeniceus (red-winged blackbird)
Lineage: Eukaryota; Metazoa; Chordata; Aves; Passeriformes; Icteridae
Source: RefSeq, a predicted model, not a curated record